Molecule: messenger RNA, 2474 nt
Organism: Brachypodium distachyon (stiff brome)
Lineage: Eukaryota; Viridiplantae; Streptophyta; Magnoliopsida; Poales; Poaceae
Exons: 4
Coding region: 111-587 (158 amino acids)
Source: RefSeq, a predicted model, not a curated record
GAAAAACGAACAAAGACUUCCUUUGUCUUCUUCUUCCUCCUCUGCUCCAUUCGCUUCCCGCCCUCCUCCUGCAAACCCCACCCCAAACCCUACCCUCCCAUGCCGCGGCCAUGGCGCCGCUCCACCCACCGGCCGCCUUCGACCGCCACUACGGCCUCCCUCCCUGGGACCCCGCCCUCACCUCCUCUAACCCUUCCUUCCACCAGGGCUUCCUCAAGGCCGCCUACGACGGCGACCUCCUCGACGUCAGGAAGGGGGCGAAGGUGGUGCCGUGGUGGGCUGGGGCUUGGAAGGGCGCCGCCUCGCCGAGAGGCUGGGCGCCGUCAGGGACGGGUUCGGCAUCGGUCUGCUCCACUCCGCCGCGCUCGAGCUUCUCCCCGUCUGCCGCCUCCUUGUUGAGGACCUCCGGCUCGACAGACGCCGCGGUGCGUUGUCCGUACGCCUCCAAAACCCUCUCCUUUUCUGCUCUCACUCACAGGCACGCACGAUUACCUUGGUUGCCAAACACCUCUGACCUUCGCGAUCGGCCUUCAGAACGUGGCCAUGAUGGUGCUUUUACUUUUUUGAGCAAGGCGCUGAAUUUCUGAAGAAAGGGAGUAAGGUGCUGGCCUUAUGUGAAUGUUCUUCCUUUUUUCCCCCAUAGACAUUGUGUAAUGCAGAAAAAAGAACUAGCAAGCCUUUUAUUUUUUCUAUAACCAAGUCCAAAAGGUAAAGAAAAGAAGAAGCUCUUUUCUGCAAAUUCGGUGUAUUUGAUCAACUCCCAUGCCACACAACUAUUGGAUUCUAUUUCAGUAUAUCUUAUAAUUAUUUAGAUGUUAUUUCUCUAAUAAUGUAUUAAAAUAUACUCCUCUGAUCCUAAAUUCUUGUCGUGGUUUUAGUUCGAAUUAUUUAGACAUUAUUUCAGUAUUACAUAGGAUGACACUAACAAAUCACUGUGAAGACAAGGAGCUACAAGAAAGAAUCUAUAGCCAAGUCGUGGUAUAUCAUGUAUAUUUUAUCCAGGAAACCGUGAAAUCGUAGAGCUCUUACUCUCCAAUGGAGCUUGCGUCAAUGCAUUCAGUUUUGGUGGGACAGCAUUACAUGCUGCUGUCCAUGAUGGGUGAGAUGAUAUUUUGAAGAUUUUGUUGGACAACCAUGCAGAUGUAAUUGUGAUUCCCAUCUUUUCUUUUUCUGAACUUGCUUGUGAUUUAUCCUAACUUUAUCAUAUUUGAGUUUUUUCAUCUGGUUGGUUUGUCGCAUUGCACUUCUUCUUUUAUUCCUUCUAGCUUUAAGCUGUAAUCAUGUUGUCUUAUACCACCUGCUUCGAACCGUAGUUAUCAAUAUUUUGCCUUGGUAACAUGAGCAAUUUUGUUGAUCUUUUCUCCAAACUAAUCCCAUUUUCUCUAAUCCACAGAUCAACCUGUAGUCUCCUUUCGAGCGCUGAUUUUUGCUGUUUCACUCCAAGUUCCGUGGAGUCGUGAGAUCUGACUGUAUAAAUACAUGCUUUGUUUUCUAGCAUAUGCAUACUAUGACUGUAUAAACUUUACACUAUGCUUCUAGUUUCUUCCAUCCUUGCAUGAUGUAGCCUGACAAGUAGAACUGGACGUGCUUAGCAAUGUUAUAUAUUGCUAUAGUGCAUUCAUGUGUAGAUCUUGGCUUUGCAGCGUUCCUAUAAUUUUAUUAGUGCUUGACUAUUAAUGCACAAUGACUGUUGAGGUCAUGGAUUUCCUAUCCUAUGCAUUUUUAGCAGUUAUCAUGGACUUCCCAGACAGAUGAUGAGGAUUAGAUCAACUUAUGUAGAUAAAUUUUUUUUUUGAGGAAUCUUAUGUAGAUAAUAUGAUAAACUAAUUCAUUACUUUUGCCAUGUUUGUGUGUGCUAUUUUUGUUAUUUCAGCUUUUUGACAAAGCUUUUGCUCAUGUUGUCAUGGUUAUAUCUACUAUAUAUUCUAUUUAUAGUUCUUUACCCCUCUCCUCCUUUAAGUUGUAUGCUGGCUGUAGUAACAAGGAUUACUAAUUUCUUAAUUUCUCAACAGCAUAAGAUAACUAGUGGUAGUGUGGUACUGGUUAUACAGCUCUUGUUAUUGCUGCUAUGGUGGGCUCACUGAAAUGUGUGAAGCUCCUGCUUGAGGCCGGUGCUGAUGUGGAUGGCAAUUGUAAAGAGACGCCCUUAAUGUUUGCUGCCAGUAAUGGUGGCUUUACUGACAUCCUGAAGUGCUUAGUCCUGGUUGGUGCAGAUGCUAAUGUUCUUGACAGUGUAAGCUGUUGCGCCUUGCUGCUACAUGCGUGCUUUCGUCCCUAAAAUUUGUAGUUUUGUGAUUUACACUGGGUGUUGUUUCUUACAUGAAAAAACAAAGCUACAUUUGAAAUUCAGUACGUGGUUCUAUUUGAUUAGUUGGAGAAACAUGUGAUGGCUAUAGGCUGUCUACUAGAUACGAAGAACUUGCUUUCGAGUUUCACUUCGAACAAAUUUUUUGUACAAUUAACUUACCAAGAAA